AUGGGAGAAUGGAGCUUUCUGAGCGAUCUGCUGGAAUCGAUCAAGAACCACUCCCCUAUGUUGGGUCGCAUUUGGCUCCUGAUCAUGAUGAUUUUCCGAAUCCUUGUCCUGGCCACGGUGGGAAGUGACAUUUUUGAGGAUGAGCAGGAGGAGUUUGCCUGCAACACAAUGCAGCCUGGCUGCAAGCAGGUGUGCUACAACAAAGCGUUUCCCAUUUCACCGUUCAGGUUCUGGGUGUUCCACAUUGUGAUUCUGUCCGUCCCGUCCCUGCUGUUUGUGGUCUACGCCAUGCACCAGUCCUCGAAGGACGAAGAGAAGCAAGAGAACGUUGACAAGAACCAAAGCAGUAAGCAGGCCAUCGACGGGGCUCCAAGAAUCCAGAGAUGUUACAUCGUUCACGUUAUUCUGCGCCUGCUGACUGAGAUUGGCCUCAUCAUUUCUCAGUGUUUAAUAUACGGCUUCACAAUCGAACCCCAGUUCCUGUGCACUGGCUUCCCGUGCCCUCACAUCGUGGAUUGUUUUGUCUCCCGACCAAUGGAGAAGACGGUGUUUUUAAUGUUCUAUUUUAUAGUUGGCAUCCUCUCUGCAAUUAUUAGCCUUGUUGAGUUGCUACAUGUUUUUCGCAAAUUAUUUUACAGGAGGCCAUUGAAAUCCUGCGAGCAACAGAACCGGUCAAACAGUAACUAUGAGAGGGGUAGGGACCCCCACUCAGUCCAGUUGAUAGAAAAGAAAGAUGCAAUGAACCACAACGUCAGCCACUCUGACAAGGAGUCUAGUCACAAGACCAAAUCAUUAGGCAGUCGCAACAGUGGGAGGUCUUCACAGUUAAGUGCAAAGAAACCACCUCUUAAAAUCUAA
Carcharodon carcharias (great white shark) is the source of this 858-nucleotide messenger RNA. Its product is annotated as gap junction delta-3 protein-like. NCBI's taxonomy places the organism in Eukaryota, Metazoa, Chordata, Chondrichthyes, Lamniformes, Lamnidae. Gene Ontology annotation, cellular component: connexin complex. Gene Ontology annotation, biological process: cell communication. The coding region runs from base 1 to 858 and encodes 285 amino acids. The transcript has a single exon. The record is from RefSeq and is a predicted model, not a curated record.